AUGACGGUGGUGACACGUGUGGGGCUUCACGGUUGGCGUUCCGCGGGAUCCUCCGACCAGUCUAACGGCUAAAGCACGGGCUUUUGUUGGAGGACCUGGACGGCGUGAGUGAUAACUUGGGCCUCUUGCUUGCUAUCUUUCGGGAUCAAAGCAAUUUAGCCCAGUGAUGAAUUUGGGCACUUGGGCUCCAUUUGGGCCCACUCACCGAUUCUGCCAUUUACAUUUACAUCUAAAUAUUAAAGAUUUGAUUUUUAAAACAUUGGAAUUCCCCAAAAUUGUAUCGCACUCGCACGAUUCCUCGCCCCCGUCCGCUGCUCCGUUAAAACCCCAUUCAAGCACUCGAGGAGCGGCACAAGUUCGAAAUAGAGAGCGAGAGAGGGCUCAGCCAUGGCGUCGUCCUCCUCGUUUAACUUCUCCACCUCGACCUCGUCGUCGCCCUUCUCUUCGUCGCCCUUCUCUUCCUCCUCCAUGUUCCCGGGCUUCUCCUUGACCCAAACUCAAUCCUCUUUCUCCCCUUCCCCUUUCUCCUCCUCCUCCUCCUCCUCCUCCUCCUCCUCCUCCGCUUCGUCUCAGCUCUUGUCCUUCGGAUCCACUCCCUCUCAGCCAUCCUCCGCCCUUUCCGGCGCGUCCUUUACCUCCGCCCCCGCCGCUGGCUUCUCCUUUGGAACCUCCUCCUCCUCCUCUUCCUCCUACCCUUCCGCUUUUGGCUCAUCGGCCUCAUCAGCUGCGACCGCGGCUAAUCUCUUCUCCGGAUCCACUGCUUCGUCCUCGGCUUCCAAGCCCUUCUCCUUCUCUUUGCCCAUCGGCUUCUCAUCAUCCGCCGCCUCUGCCUCUUCGUCAGCUCCGGCUACUUCUUUCUCCGGCUCGUCCUCAGCCUCCCUCGGGUUCGGGUCCGCUUUCUCUUUCAACACCGCCGCCGCCGCCACCACAAAUACCUCCUCCCCCGCUUCCUCCUUACCAUCUACCGCUCCCCCUCUCUUCGGAUCAUCCUCCUCUCCUGCAUUCUUUGGAUUUGGGUCCUCGACCUCUAGUUCUUCGACACUGUUUGGGGCAACGACUUCGGCUUCUUCAGCGGCUGCAGCACCAUCUUUCUCUGCAUCACCACCGUUCGGUACCUCCGUCGCCGCCUCCGCCUCGUCCUCGUCCUCGUCCUCGUCCUCGUCAGCCGCUGCAACAAGUGCCCCGUCCUUCCCUUCCUUUUCUCCAUCUCCAGCUGCUCCUUCUUUGACAAUGUCGACCCCGUCAUUCUCAUCCUUACUCCCUUCUGCUUCCUCUGCCUCUCCUUUGCCUUCUGCUUCGUCUCCUUCCUUCUCUUCUGGAGCCGGUCUAUCCUUCUCCAAGAGUGCUUCCGGCACUGCGCCAGCAGCUGGGACAGGUUCAUCGGCGCCCGUCAUGACUGCUGCUUUCUCUGCCUCCUCCCCCUCCUCCUCAUCUCCUUUUUCUUUUGGGAUGACGCCAGCAUCUUCUGCUUCUCAGCCUUCCUUCACCUCAGGCAGUGCAGCUUCUGCUGCUGCGACCACGGCCUCUACAGCAGCACCCUUCUCGGGUACUGCAGCUGCAAAACCGUUUGCCUUCUCGUUCAAUCCUUCUUCAGCACCAACUGCAAGCUCUGCUGCUUCCACUGCAAUGACGACCCCUCCUGCACUAUUCUCGUCACAAGCGCUGCCGUCUGCAGCUUCCUCUGCUUCCUCAGCUCCUGGCUUUGCUCUGCCGUUGUCAUCAUCAACAUCUGCGGUACCCACCACCACCCCCACGACUACCACUGCCGUCUCCACCUCAGUAGCUGCGACUGUGGCAGCUACAGCUGGAGCCACUUCUUUUCCAGCUUUUGGUGCAUCAACCUCUGCGGCAGCCUCAACUUCUGCAACGACACACUCUACACAGGCUGCACCAUUGUUUGGUGUUUCAUCUUCAGCGUCUGCAGGUGUGCCCGGUUCUAGUGCCAUGACAAAUCAGUCAUCGUCUUCAGCUGUUACAUUCAGUGGUAGUAGCGGACCUACAACAUCAACAACUUCAACAACAUCCCAAGCUCCAAAACUCCCAUCAGAGAUUGCUGGAAAAGUUGUCGAGGAGAUUAUUAGGGAUUGGAACAAUGAGCUACAAGAGCGCACUACAAAGUUCCGAAAACAAGCUACCGCAAUAGCUGAAUGGGACAGGAGGAUUCUACAAAAUCGGAAUGUCCUAAUCAGGCUUGAGGCUGAGGUGGCAAAAGUUGUCGAGACACAAAAUAGCUUGGAGCGACAACUUGAGCUGAUCGAAACUCAUCAGAAAGAGGUUGAUAAGGCACUGCAGAGUAUGGAAGAAGAAGCUGAACGUACAUUCCAGGAUGAACGUGCAUUGCUUCUUGAAGAUGAUGCUGCUUUUGCGAGAGAUUCAAUGUAUGAACAAGCAGAAUUUGUUGAGAGAGAAUUGCAACAUAUGACCGAACAAGUGAAAUCAAUUAUUCAAACAUUGAAUGCCACUCAGGGUGCUGACCUAGAUGCUGCUGAUGGUCUGUCACCUUUUGAUGUUGCUGUUCGGAUACUCAACAAUCAGCUAAGGUCCCUAAUGUGGAUAGACGAAAAGGCAAAUGAAUUCUCCGGUAGGAUACAGAAGCUGGCCAACCAUGGUGCUGCCCUUGAACGAGAUUCGACUGGCCGAGGAUUAUGGUUGAAGUGACAUCCCCUUGCACUUUUGGGGUGUGGUAACGGUGUCUUGGAGGUAAGAAAUUUCCCUUUCUACUUCCACCGAGUACCCAUAUCAGGUUGCUUUCAUUUUGCUUUCAUGUCAUGACUAGAGAGAUCCCCUUGCACUUUUGGGGUGUGUGAAAAUGGUGUCUAGAGGUGUAAGAAAAUUCCCUUUCCACCUGACUGAGUAACCUCAACAGAUUGCUCUCACUUUGCUUUCAUGUCAUGUACUAGUCUCUGACUAGCGUUGUAGUUGUGGCAUACAGACACUUGAUAUAUGCUGCUGUAAUAAGCUGGCUUGUGAAAACACUUUGUGUACCUUACAACUACUGAAUUGGACCGAUUUUGAUUGUGGAGGUCUCAUUGCAGAGAAA
This is a messenger RNA of Ananas comosus (pineapple), 3040 nucleotides long. RefSeq names its product nuclear pore complex protein NUP62-like. Lineage: Eukaryota; Viridiplantae; Streptophyta; Magnoliopsida; Poales; Bromeliaceae. Bases 388 to 2658 code for a protein of 756 amino acids. Gene Ontology annotation, molecular function: structural constituent of nuclear pore; phospholipid binding. Gene Ontology annotation, biological process: RNA export from nucleus; protein import into nucleus. The transcript is spliced from 9 exons. The record is from RefSeq and is a predicted model, not a curated record. Gene Ontology annotation, cellular component: nuclear pore; nuclear pore central transport channel.